ACCCAUCCAACCUAAAAUUUAGUUUUGAAUUUUUUGGGUUUUUCUUGUAACUAAUAAAGAAACAGUCAUCAUGACACCCUUAAAAAGUCUAGUAGAAUUGAUUUUUAACAAGCCACUGGGAGGUUUUUAUGAAAUCUGAGAUUAUGAAAUCCGAGAAAAAUAAUUCUUACAAGAGUGGGAAAAAUUGAGAAAAAAAAGAGCAUUUCAAAUGAUUGAACUUUUACUUGUAAAACAAAUAACUGACCAGCUCAUUUCCAUGCUUUCAUCCAUUUUUCUGCCUCUGAAAAGUCACUCUAGUGCAGCCUAUGUGAGCUUAAAAGCUCCCACCCAGCUGGUGUAAGAGCAGUGUACAUUAAAGAACAGAGGGGAGAAAAAGACUGUGCAGCUCUGGGGCUCCUGGUAACUCUGACAGUCAGAGGAGAGGCUGCAGCGAGGGCGGCUGCACGCACAGGAAAACAUCCGAUGGCCAGACUGAAAAACAUGUCUAAAGAGGACUCGAGUUAAGUCUGGUUUCAACUGGUUUAAAGUGCCUCUGGUUAUGAAAAUCUGCGCUUCACAACUCAAAUGAUGUUUGUGGAGUCCGUUGUCCGAUGGGGAACAUGGAGCAUCCUGCUCCAGUUCGGGCUCGGUGUAUCUGCAGGAAGCUGUCCUUCACGCUGCGCUUGUCGACCUGAAGUCAGAGAAGUGAUCUGCUCUGGCAAGUAUUUGAAUUCGGUGCCAGAAGGCUUUUCCAAUGACGCCAGACGCUUGGAUUUAUCCCGCAACAAAAUAAAGACAGUAGGACGGCGCCAAUUCUCUGGCCUUGUGCAACUUCAAGACUUGGACCUCAGUGAUAACUUAAUCUCCAUGAUUGAGGUGGAGGCUUUCUUGGGCCUCAAGAAUCUCAAAACUCUUCGAAUCAAGAAUAACCGUCUCAAGAUCCUCCCAGUCGGGGUUUUUUCUGGACUCUACAGCCUUCGUCUCUUGGAUUUGAGCCAGAAUGAGAUUCUGGUUUUCUUGGACUACACCUUCAAGGAAGUAGCCAACCUUCAAACGCUGGAAGCUGGUGAGAACGACCUCGUCUUUAUCUCCCAAAGAGCUUUCUUUGGUCUGCAGAACCUGCAGGAGCUGAACUUAGACCGCAGCAACCUGACCUCCAUUCCCACAGAGGCGCUAACCCAGCUGCAGAGCCUCACAGUGAUCCGCAUGUUUCGCCUCACCAUCUCCUCACUGCCCAACAAUGCUUUCCGAAGACUGCCCCGUCUGCGUACCCUCCAGAUCUUAAACUGGCCUGCGCUGGACACAAUUGCAAGCAACAGUCUAAUUGGUCUAAAUUUGACAUCACUCACUAUCAGCAGCUGCAAUUUGACUGCGGUUCCUUAUGCAGCACUUCGUCACCUGGUGUACCUGCGCUUCCUGGACCUGUCCUACAACCCCAUCACUGUUAUCCAGGGUAACCUCCUAGGGGACCUUCUGAGACUCCAAGAAUUACAUCUAGCUGGGGCAAGCCUGCUACGAAUAGAACCAGGAGCCUUUAAGGGCCUGUCCUUCUUUCGAAUGCUUAACGUAACAUCCAACAUGCUCACUACUUUGGAGGAGAGCGCUUUCCACUCCGUGGGGAACCUUCAGGUGUUGCGUUUGGACGGGAAUCCCCUUGCAUGUGACUGCCGGCUUCUCUGGGUGAUGCGGCGCAGGCAGCGCUUAAACUUUGACGGCCACCAGCCCACCUGUUCUUCUCCUGACGCUGUACAGCAGCGCGAGUUCAGAGACUUUUCUGAGAAGGAACUCGUCAGGCUCUUCACGUGUCGGCCGGCUCGUAUUAUGGACCGCAGGCCGCAGGAGGCGAGGGUUGAGGAGGGCACCACAGUUCUCUUUUCCUGCAAGGCUGAUGGGGAUCCAUUUCCAACCAUCACCUGGAUCUCCUCUCAUAAGAACACAGUUUCCCCCACAGGAAGAAUCAGAGUUCUACCGAAUGGAACUCUGGAAGUCCGCUUUGCCCAAGUUCAGGACAGCGGCACAUAUCAGUGCUUGGCAGUCAACGCUGCAGGCAAUGACAGCAUGUCUGUUGGGUUGUAUGUGAAAGGGGUCCCUCGUAACAAAACGACCCCUUUCUUUCUGGAAGAAAGCUGGGUCGAGCCCCCAGACCUCCAAAACGCCAACUCCUCUGCUCAAAUGGCCAAGCCAUACCCAUUUGAUGCCAAGACGCUGAUCAUUGCCACCACUAUGGGCUUCCUGUCCUUCCUCAGCUCGGUGGCCAUCUGUUUCGUCUUCAUGUUCUUCUGGAGCCAGAGCAAAGGUCAGAUCAAGCACACGGCAACGAUUGACUUUGUUCCACGCUCUUCUGUCGGUGGAGGAGGGGAUGGCGCCGAUGGCGGCAGGUUUACCAUGAAACUUAUUUAGACCAAUCGAAGGAAGUUUCUGUGAAUUUUUCUGCACUAUGAACUCACACUGCUACUCUGGAGAUGGACACCUGGUAUCAAAGGCUUCUCCAGAUGCCUGAUCAAAAAGAGUUUCUUGCUCCUGUGCCAGCCUUCUUCUACUUUUGUAGCUGAAAGUUACAUCCAGGCAUCUUCUCGCCUGUGUUUUGAAACUAAUGAUCGUACAGUCCUUGGGGUGAACAUCAUUAUGUAGACAGAGGUGUCUCAGUUUGUGUACAUUUAAUUUCAGUAAACAUUGAGUCAAUAUGCAUCAUUGGUUUCUUUUAUAUAAAGCAUGAACUUGUAAAAAAUGAAUUGAAUACAUUUUAGUCUUUGAAGACUAAAUCACAGUGGUAAAAGACAAUAAGUGCUGUUUGAUCAUCCAUGUUGGACUGAUAGACUUAUUUACUGUCUCUGCUUUGCCAUAUUCGACCCUUUUACACAAAUUCUGCUUUGGUUUUAAGACUUUAACUUGUGAGUAAAGCUUUGAUAUCCAUGUUUGGAAUAGAAUAGCCAAAUAUAUUCCUACUCUCUUCCUAAAAUUUAGACACUUUAGACCUUUUUAGAAUGUUAAGGUUUGGAAGGUUUAGGCAUCUGUGUUAGGUAGCCAUGUAAAUGGCAAUGUAUACUUAACUGUUUUAUACUUUUACAAGUUUUUUUUUUAGAUCAACUGCACCUUUCCUUUUGUUAUUUUCUGUCUCAGCAUGCUAUGAUUUUAUAUAUAUUUUGUAUCCGAACGAAACGCUGAAAACUAUGUGCCUCACUGACAGUCUCACCAUCGACAGAGAGAAUGCUGUCCUUGAUCUGCGUUAUCUUGUAAAUAUUUAGGUCAAGGUUGACUUGUGUCCUACGUAUAUUCUAUAAUUUUAUCCAGUCCUGGGGAUUAGUGUCACUCACAUAUGCCCGUCUUGUAUACCAAACUGAGUAGAUGCAUUAGGCUGUGUACAAAAACACUUAACCAUGCCUGAAAUGAAGUUGUGCAAGAUUGACAUAAUUGUUUUUUUGCUGUAAAAUAUUUUCAUGUUGUCAUUAAAUACCGGUUUGAACCUGC
This is a messenger RNA of Oryzias latipes (Japanese medaka), 3447 nucleotides long. RefSeq names its product leucine rich repeat and Ig domain containing 4b (gene lingo4b). The record is from RefSeq and is a predicted model, not a curated record. Lineage: Eukaryota; Metazoa; Chordata; Actinopteri; Beloniformes; Adrianichthyidae. Gene Ontology annotation, cellular component: plasma membrane. Gene Ontology annotation, molecular function: protein binding.